Xylona heveae TC161 is the source of this 3614-nucleotide messenger RNA. RefSeq names its product secretory pathway Ca2+-ATPase. Gene Ontology annotation, biological process: calcium ion transmembrane transport; manganese ion transport; intracellular calcium ion homeostasis. Gene Ontology annotation, molecular function: P-type calcium transporter activity; ATP hydrolysis activity; ATP binding. Gene Ontology annotation, cellular component: endoplasmic reticulum; plasma membrane; Golgi membrane. Lineage: Eukaryota; Fungi; Ascomycota; Xylonomycetes; Xylonales; Xylonaceae. The transcript has 4 exons. The record is from RefSeq and is a predicted model, not a curated record. Bases 312 to 3458 code for a protein of 1048 amino acids.
AGAAGUUCGAGAGACGACACCACCCGAAAAUUCCUGGCGUGGAGGAGUAUUGUAAAACGGAGCCUUUAUAUCAAAUCCGGAAAUUAUUCACUAUAUUGCCACGUGUGUGUGUGGGAUCACGGCAAUUGAAUUGUCGCUUCAUCUCCACACAAGAGCUCCCUCUGGGAGAUACCGAUGUUUCUACCCAGGGCACUUUUGACCGUGAAACGCUGCUUCGUCCUGAAGAGUGCUUUGCACUCAGCAACAUCCUUCUCAGUCCUUUGAGCCGUGCCAAGAGUCAGAGUCUGGGACGCGAGCACGGCCAUGAGAAUAUGUCAAGCUCAUCAACUCCAACGCUCCCGCUAUAUCGAGUGCCAUCGCCAGGCCUGCGACCACCAAACACUGCUCGUUCACCCGCUCCGCCAUCCGCUAUCUCAUCGUCAUUGACAUCGACGUAUGCACUGAUAAGUCCUCACGAGACAGCUGCUCGAUUAUCCACGUCCCUUACCCAUGGACUCUCUCCCGCCGACGCCGACGUACGCUUAGCCAAGAAUGGUCCGAAUGAGCUGCCACAUGAGGAUCCUGAGCCUCUAUGGCUUCGAUUCCUCAAACAAUUCAAGGAAACUCUGAUCCUGCUGUUGUUAGGCUCUGCCGCCAUCUCAUUCUUCAUGGGAAAUCUGGAUGAUGCCAUCAGUAUUACCAUUGCUGUCACAAUUGUGGUCACGGUAGGCUUCGUUCAGGAAUAUCGCUCCGAACAAUCACUCGAGGCUUUGAGUCGCCUGGUGCCUCACUCUGCGCACCUCAUUCGUGGUAAACCCUCCAGCGCAUCGACUGGUACGCCAAAUUCGACCAACGGCGGCUUGGAAAGCGGCCAAGUAACUCCUGUCGGCGAAUCUCCUGCCGCCUUUGCAGCCGCCGAGAAAGCCUCCUCGACUGUCCAAGCAACGCAACUGGUGGUUGGAGACUUGGUCCUGUUUUCUACAGGUGACCGCAUCCCGGCUGAUCUGCGUAUAACGCAAUCGGUUGACCUGACCAUCGAUGAGUCCAAUCUGACUGGCGAAAACGAGCCCGUGGCAAAGUCUCCUGCUACGCUCGAAAGCAAAUCUGCCUCAGCGUCCACGUCAGCGAGUACUCGUGCAUCAUCACCCUUUUACGCGGGCCCCGCCGCAGGAACUGUCGGAGCCGAUGUGAGACUCAAUGAGCAGACGAAUAUUGCAUUUAUGGGCACAUUGGUUCGAUCAGGCUAUGGACGGGGAAUUGUCGUUGCAUCUGGAGCCGACACCGAAUUUGGUUCGAUCCAUGCCUCUUUACAAGAGAUUGAAAGCCCUCGCACCCCGUUGCAACUCUCUAUGGACCGGUUAGGACAGGAACUCAGCUACAUGUCAUUUGCGGUAAUUGGAUUCAUUGUAAUUGUGGGGCUAUGGCAGGGCAGGAAGCUCCUUGAGAUGUUUCAGAUUGGCGUGUCACUCGCCGUGGCCGCUAUUCCGGAGGGCCUGCCCAUCAUCGUUACCGUGACUCUUGCUCUCGGUGUCUUGCGUAUGGCCAAUCACCAUGCAAUUGUGCGGAGGCUUCCUAGUGUUGAGACCCUAGGCUCUGUCAACGUUGUUUGUAGUGACAAGACAGGAACGCUGACGCUCAAUCACAUGACGGUGACAAAGAUCUGGCACUCGGACGUGGAGGAUCCCAUCGAUCUGACAAAGGAAUUGGUCUCAUCUGCACCUGAUACUGCUAUGCGAACGCUUCUUCGCAUUGGAAACAUUGCAAACAAUGCACGAUUGUCUAAAUCAAGCUCAGACUCACCUGCUACCGCAUCAUCUGCGGCCGUCCUUUCCUCCACACUCGAUCACGGCUCUUCGGACUCAGGCCAGCGAAGUCGUUGGGUUGGACAGCCCACUGAUGUCGCCAUGCUGGAUCUUGUAGACGCGUUCGGCGAGGAUGACGUGCGCGAGAGACUUGGAGAACGCGCCUGCGAGACUCCAUUCAGCUCGGAGCGGAAAUGGAUGGGUGUUGUCAUCAACGGGAGCGCCACGGCCGAGACACCAACCGCCAACUCCUCUGACGUCGCAUACAUUAAAGGCGCCCUAGAGGAGGUUUUGAAACGAUGUGAUUCGUACUUGACCAAGGAAGGUAGAGAAAUCAUUCUUGAUGAACCAAGACGGAGAGCUGCUCUAGAGGCAUCGGAGCAGAUGGCACAGGAAGGGCUGCGCGUCUUAGGAUUUGCAAGCGGGCCGGUUCGAGAUGUGGCGAGGGCAAAUCCGAAGAAUAAAAAAUUCAAAAACACCAAAGGGGGCUCUAAAGAUGACGGUCCCUUCCAUGGCCUUGUAUUCGCUGGCAUUGUGGGCAUGAAUGAUCCGCCUCGCAAGGAUGUGGAUAAGUCGAUUCGACGCCUGAUGGCUGGAGGCGUCAAGGUGAUCAUGAUCACAGGUGACUCUGAAACGACAGCGGUUGCAAUUGCCAAGAAGCUCGGGAUGCAUGUUGGGACCAGCCGUGGCCCUUACAAACCCGUUCUACGCGGUGAUGAGCUGGAUCGCAUGUCUGAAGAGGAACUGGCCCAGGCAAUCCCUGGCGCAAGCAUCUUCGCUCGAACGAGCCCUGACCACAAGCUGAAGAUUGUGCGUGCCUUUCAAGCCAGAGGUGACGUUGUCGCUAUGACAGGAGAUGGAGUCAACGACGCGCCCGCACUCAAAAAGGCUGACAUUGGUAUCUCUAUGGGUCUUCUCGGGACGGAUGUUGCAAAAGAAGCAGCCGAUAUGAUUCUCACGGAUGAUGACUUUUCAACGAUUUUGAGCGCAAUAGAAGAAGGCAAAGGCAUAUUCUACAACAUUCAAAAUUUCUUGACGUUUCAGCUUAGCACCAGCGUGGCGGCUCUCAGUUUAGUCCUGCUCAGCACUUUUCUCGGCUUCAAAAAUCCGCUCAACGCUAUGCAAAUUCUUUGGAUAAAUAUUCUCAUGGACGGGCCCCCAGCACAGUCGCUUGGUGUGGAGCCGGUAGAUCCCGCUGUCAUGACUCGUCCCCCUCGAGCUAAGGGAGCUCGUGUCCUUACAAAACAGGUCAUUCACCGUGUGCUCACUUCAGCCACGAUUAUUAUGAUUGGAACGAUGAUGGUAUAUGUGAUGGAAAUGUCUUCUAACGGUGUCGUUUCCGCUCGGGAUACCACAAUGACGUUCACCUGCUUCGUUCUGUUUGAUAUGUUUAAUGCCCUUACGUGUCGAUCACAGGGCAAAUCUAUUCUCCGAGGAGAAAUUGCACCUUUUGGGAACAAGAUGUUCAAUAUUGCGGUAGCGGGAAGCCUCGGUGGACAGCUAGCAGUUGUCUACCUUCCCUUUUUACAAACAAUCUUUCAAACUGAGGCCUUGGGAUUCCGCGACCUCCUUUGGCUGGUCAUGGUUGCCAGUUCUGUAUUCUGGGUGGACGAGAUUCGGAAAUGGGUACGCACGAGAAGUAACAGGGGCACCUGGGGUUAUAGUUUCAGCGUCUAAGCGCACCAUUACAUGCACUUGUACAAUAUUAUCGCGACGGUAGAAGCAAGCAACGCAGGCGCGGUGGUGUAAAUACAUAUAAUAAGUCCUCUUCGUACACAAAUGAUGAAUUGAGUAAUGAAAGCAAGCGUUUUUUUUUUCCUCAACUGAAGGCUG